UCGUGUCGUGUCGUGUCGUGUCGUGUUGUGUUGUAUUGUAUUGUGUUGUGUUGUGUUGUGUUGCAUCAGGUGAUCCAGGCUUGGUUAUGUCAUCAGUGGUUUACAGUAACUCACCUGUUUUAAAUGUAAAUCAUUUAGCAGACUGCGCCCUCUGCUGGUAGAACUCAAAAUACACUCAAGUCAUUUUAAAUCUUUUUUUGUUGGUGGUGUAAACUUUAGUUUAAUGUCCACACAGCUUGUGCUUGUGAUGUGUGACAUUGCAGCACUUCAUACCUGUCUGUAACAAAUAAGGGCACAACGAGUAUAUUUAAAAACAACGAGUUAGCUGUUAAAGAGCUUAUUUUAUAUAUAUAGUAGAGGCCUUUUUAGUUCUCCCAAUUAGAGGUAUAUUUAAAGUAUUAAAGCUGAUUUAUGUUCCACAUAACCAAAAUUCCCCUAAAUUAACACAAAUCAAAUCAUAAUGAACAAAAACACACACGCAGCCCCUUAAAUCUGACAGGGAGUGAAUGGGGGGUUGAAAUCCGCUCGUCACGACACACUUGAUUGGUCGGGAAGCAGAAGUCAAGAGACCUUUCACUUCUGUAAAAGUGUGUUGUGAGUAGGACGUCGCUGCAUGAGCAGGUUCUCCACACUCGACACGGUUCAACGAUGAGGAAGAAGAGCACGUCCCUGAAGUGAACUAUGUCCUCCUCCAGUGAACUAUGUCCUCCUCCAGUGAACGAUGUCCGGCCUCAUCAGAGACUCCAGCCUCCGGGGCUGGAAGGCGAUCGGCUCCGGGGGCUUCGGGCAGAUCUUCAAAGCCAGGCAUUGCGCGUGGGGCUGCGACGUGGCCGUCAAACUGCUGCGCUUCGACGACGGGACCACCAGCGCGUCUUUGCUGCGGGAGAUCGACAUGAUGCGUCUGGGGAGCAGCCCGCACGUCAUUCUGGUCCGAGGGCUCUUCGAGGGUCGGGUGCCCCCAUCGUCCUACACUCAACUGGGCCUGGUCAUGGAGUUCAUGGAGAGAGGGUCCCUGGCCACCCUUCAGGACCGCUUACACGAAGCUCCGCCCUGGCCGCUGGUCUUCAGACUGGCCCACCAAGUGGCUCUGGGCAUUAACUUCCUCCACAGUCUGACCCCGGCCCUGCUCCACCUGGACCUGAAGCCCGGCAACGUGCUGCUGGACAACGAUCUCAAUGCCAAGGUGAGAACCCCGAGGCCCCGCCCACGUCCUGUCUGUCGCCAGAUCACAGAUUUCGGCCUCUCGCGGUUCUACCACAGCGCCACGCGGGGUUCCCAGAAGGACGGCGACGAAGAGGGAGGCGGGACGAUCAGCUACAUGCCGCCGGAGGCGUUCGACCUGUCCUACAAACCGGGCCGAGAAUUCGAUGUCUACAGUUACGGUAUACUCUUGUGGUCCAUUGUCUCUGGGACAAAACCAUAUGCUCAUGCAAAGUCCAGCUUGGUGCGGUUUCGCAUCCCGGAGGGAGACCGUCCACCGCUGGACGGGAUCCGGCUCCAGGCCGCUGAGCUUGCAGAGUUGACGAGGCUGACGGAGCUCAUGGAGAGAUGCUGGCACACCGAACCCCAACGGAGGCCCUCCACCCUGGCGUGUACGACCGAGGCGGAAGAACUGUACAACAUGCACAAACUGAAUAUCAGCGACGCCGUCCACCGAGUGCUCAAAAAGCUGGACCAGAAGGAAGAAGAAAUAAUGAGAGAGCAGAUGGAGAGGGUUCACGUCUCUCCGGUUUCAGUGAGUGAAAGUGAGGAAGCGAAGAUUCGUGAUACCGUUCCGACAGGUCGUCCACCAAUCCAGGAAAUGGACGACAGCGGUAAUGCGAAUAGAAGAGACGUAGCGACAGCCAACGGUCUGCCUACUUCUCGACCUGCGAGCGGCUGCUAUGACGACGUGAGCCGCCAGUCGACGGACGACGGAGUGAAAAGGUCGUCGGUUUGCCCGAUUCAACCGGCGCCGGCGUCUACCGGGACGUCCCAUCGAGACAGAACGGCCAAACCUUCCCCUAAAGGUUUUCCUCCCCAGUAUCACCGUCAGCUUUCCAGCCCCGGCACCUUCACCUGCCAACCCGCCGCCGCCGCACGAGUCCAAAUGAACUUUAGCAAUGUAACCGGAUUCCAGUACGGCAACAACAACACCAUGAACCUCGAAGUGAGAGAGCACUCGGCAAGGAAACGGCACACGACGGCGCCCCCUAGAGUCAACCUCCAAGGAAGCUGCAAGGACAAGACGGGAGGGGGUCGCUGAGUUCACGCGGACCGAGUUCUCAAGUUCUCCAAUUCCCCGAAUACGCUUGAAUCAUCCUUUCUUGCGCAACAGGAAGGGCGUGUUUUAAAGUGUGAAAGUGUGAAAGUGUGGCUGCAUUUAACAAACAAUAUUCUCUGUUUUUGCUUUUUAUAUAUCUUAUAUAUUUGAGCCUCAUCGUUUGUCAAGGAGGUUAAAACAAAAUUAAAGAAUAAUUUGUAUUAUUCUGAUACUGAUACUUGCACUGAAAUGAUCAUCAAACUAGAUUGUAUAUAUAUAUAUAUAUAUAUGUUUUUUUUUCUUCUUUUGUACUUCAUGCAUUACGACUUAAAAGGUUCCGACUCUAAGAACUUCAUUAUACAUGUCAUGUGAACCUUUUUAACAGAUUUAACGGUGCUGCCAUAACAUUUUGGCAUCUUGAAUACUUCACUCAGUAGAAGCGUGACGUAGCUUCAAUGAAGUGGAAAAAAAAAGAGAGGACUUUAGUUUAAAGGAUAACUCUUCGAUGGGAUAUUUAAUGUUGCCGGACUUUGAUCCUAAAGGUACUUAAGUGUAAAUAUAAAGUAAGGGGAACAUUAAAAACCUGUUAAAACGCACAGUUUACUUAUAUUUAGAAGUCUUAAUGCAUUUUGUAUUAUUAUCAUUGCGUUUGUUUGUUUUUUAUUUCAAACACCAAAAUCAGGGUUCCUUGAUAACUUCAUUUAAGUUUUCAUAAUUCAGGUGGAAAAUAUCUCUGAGCUGCAAUAAUUAGUCAAUUAAUCAGAAAAUGUAUCUGCAACAGUGUUGAUGCUCGAUAAAUGGUUUAAAUUCUCUGGUUUCAGCUUCUCAAAAUGGGAGAAUUUGCCAUUUUUCUUUUCUUUUUUAUCAUUGCAUCGAACAAAUCACAGAUUACUCGAUUUAUUUGAUUAGUCAAAUGUCCGAAAAAUGUAACGAAACUUUUUAAUAAAAUUAAAUACAAGAUCCUGUCA
This is a messenger RNA of Cyclopterus lumpus (lumpfish), 3210 nucleotides long. RefSeq names its product receptor-interacting serine-threonine kinase 3 (gene ripk3). Gene Ontology annotation, molecular function: ATP binding; JUN kinase kinase kinase activity. The record is from RefSeq and is a predicted model, not a curated record. Bases 722 to 2245 code for a protein of 507 amino acids. Gene Ontology annotation, biological process: protein phosphorylation. Lineage: Eukaryota; Metazoa; Chordata; Actinopteri; Perciformes; Cyclopteridae. The transcript has 13 exons.